CUCGCGUUGGAGACAGGGGGGGAGCUGAACAGUUUGAAGGACAUCAAAAAGAAAAACGGGAGCGCUCGCGGCGGGUCCUCUCUCUCCAGUUUUGCGCGCAGCUCUCUCGCGAGCCGGAGACGGAACGCAUUGUCAACCAAGAACAACGGGAGAAAAAAGGAGAAGAACACCAUGGAAGACAAAUCCAAUUCGUUCUCCAGCAACAAGGAGGAGAAGGCGGAUGGGAAUAAUGUUUUUCAGAGGCAAGACUCGAUACAGAAAAAUAACACGGGGAGCCAGAACAUGAAGGACCACGGCAACUCAGUGGGCUUCAAGGGGGAGCGGGAAGAGGCCAUGGUGGGCUUUGACGAUCUGGAGGGGGCGGCCAGGCAACAUGGUUUCAUGCAGAGGCAAUUUGGAGCCAUGAUGCAGCCCGGAGUCAAUAAGUUCUCCUUGCGUAUGUUCGGCAGUCAGAAAGCCGUGGAGAAAGAGCAGGAGAGGGUCCAGACGGCCGGAUACUGGAUCAUUCACCCGUAUAGCGAUUUUAGGUUCUACUGGGACUUGAUAAUGCUCAUCAUGAUGAUGGGGAAUCUAAUCAUCAUUCCUGUGGGAAUAACCUUCUUCUCAGAGCAGACUACCACCACCUGGCUGGUCUUCAAUGUGGCUUCGGACACCAUCUUCCUGGUGGACCUGGUCAUGAACUUCAGGACGGGGAUUGUCAAUGAGGAGAGCUCUGAGAUCAUCCUCGAUCCAAAAGUCAUCAAGAUGAAUUACCUGAAGAGCUGGUUUGUUGUGGACUUCCUCUCCUCCAUUCCAGUGGAUUAUAUCUUUUUAAUAGUAGAGAAAGGCUUUGACUCGGAGGUGUAUAAGACGGCCCGUGCUCUGCGAAUCGUCCGCUUCACCAAGAUCCUCAGUCUUCUGCGUCUGUUAAGAUUGUCCCGUCUCAUCAGAUACAUUCAUCAGUGGGAG
Messenger RNA from Menidia menidia (Atlantic silverside), 948 nucleotides. The record is from the annotation of a GenBank genome assembly. NCBI's taxonomy places the organism in Eukaryota, Metazoa, Chordata, Actinopteri, Atheriniformes, Atherinopsidae.